Fragaria vesca subsp. vesca is the source of this 1317-nucleotide messenger RNA. RefSeq names its product polygalacturonase-like. NCBI's taxonomy places the organism in Eukaryota, Viridiplantae, Streptophyta, Magnoliopsida, Rosales, Rosaceae. The transcript is spliced from 8 exons. Gene Ontology annotation, biological process: anther dehiscence; fruit dehiscence; pectin catabolic process. The coding region runs from base 1 to 1317 and encodes 438 amino acids. Gene Ontology annotation, molecular function: polygalacturonase activity. The record is from RefSeq and is a predicted model, not a curated record.
AUGGCUCCAGAAAGACGAUCAUUCUCGUUCUGCAUUGUUAUUGUCCUCUCCUUUAUUACUAAAACUUCAUGUCAUGGUGGCAUUCUACCUUGGUUUCACUUUAACAAUGUGAGUGGCGCACGACCAUCGACACCAGCUCCGAUUAGCGUUGAUAAGUUUGGAGCUAAAGGGAUUGAUCAUACAGAUGACACAGAGGCAUUUGAGAAGGCGUGGGCGGAGGCUUGUUCCUCCAACGGAAAGGCGGUUCUUCUGCUGCCGCCCCACCGGAGCUAUUUCGUUAAGCCAGUCACAUUCUCCGGCGCCAAAUGCAAAGCCCACCAUCUUACAAUGCAGAUCCAAGGAACGAUAAUGGCAUUUGAGGAUCCGAAAACCUACCAUUUUCCAAAUGAAAAUAAGGUGCAGGACUGGCUUACCUUUGAGAGCGUUGAGAGCUUGGUGGUUGAAGGUCCUGGAACCAUCAAUGGCAACGGAGAAAAAUGGUGGCAAAGCUCAUGCAAACAAAACAGUAAAACUCAAACGCGGGAGCCCCAUUGCAAUAAGGACGCACCAACUGCUGUGACGUUCAAGAAGUGCAAUAACUUGACGGUGAAUAAUCUGAAUAUCGAAAAGGCACAGCGAAUGCAUGUUACAUUCAAAAAUUGCACGAAUGUUAAAGCUUCCGGACUUAGUAUAAACACAUCAGAGGCUAGUCCCAACACUGAUGGAAUUCACAUUGCAGAAACCAACAAGAUCCACAUUUCAGACUGUCGUAUAAGCACAGGUGAUGAUUGUAUAUCCAUUAUAGGAGGAUCCCGGGAUGUUCAAGCCACAAACAUCACUUGCGGACCAGGCCAUGGAAUCAGCAUUGGUAGCUUGGGAAAAGGCGGAUCCGAAGACCAUGUUUCCGACGUAACAGUGGAUGGAGCUAAGCUAACUGGAACCAUGUAUGGAGUGAGGAUCAAAACAUGGCCGGGAGGGUCAGGGUAUGCAAACAGAAUCAUAUUUCAGAACAUACAGAUGGAGAAUGUGACCGACCCCAUAAUAAUUGACCAAAACUACUGCGACGCUGCAACCAAAGUCACAAAGGGAGAAUGCAAACCACCACCAGUGCAGAAAAAUACAGCAGUUCAAGUGCGUAAUGUUAUGUACCGGAACAUAAAGGGGACGGUUUCUAAGGAUGGCAAAGCCAUAGUAUUCAAUUGCAGCAGCGUUCCUGGUGCAUGUGAGUUGAUUGAUCUGGAAGAUAUUAGACUUGAGAAAGGAGGAGCUGCAGUAUGCAGCAACGUCAAACCGACUUACAGCAGAGUCGAUUUGCCUCUCAAUCGAUGCCCUAACUAA